Messenger RNA from Oncorhynchus mykiss (rainbow trout), 3585 nucleotides. Its product is annotated as protein c-Fos. Lineage: Eukaryota; Metazoa; Chordata; Actinopteri; Salmoniformes; Salmonidae. Gene Ontology annotation, molecular function: DNA-binding transcription factor activity, RNA polymerase II-specific; RNA polymerase II cis-regulatory region sequence-specific DNA binding. The record is from RefSeq and is a predicted model, not a curated record. Gene Ontology annotation, biological process: regulation of transcription by RNA polymerase II. Gene Ontology annotation, cellular component: nucleus.
ACAAUAAAAGGAGGCGCGCUCCACUAUCUGCAGCUACUACCAUUCACUUGAAAGCGGUGAAAGUAAUGCACAGAGGUGACAACAGCAGGACAGUAGAUUAUAGAAUACGAUAAUUUAAUAGGGAUAGUGAUUUAUUCUGUAAAGCUUUAUUGUUAGUACAUUUUGUUGAUAAAGCAUCAUCAUGUAUCCGGACUCGAGCCCAGACUACGAUGACUCCUCGAGCUCGUCUAUCAGCAGCAGCAGCAGCAGCAGCAGCACCUGCGCAGCAUCGCCUACCGGAGAUAUCCCCCAGUGUAGCCAGCGAUCUCCAGAUUCACACAGGAACAAAUCGUCAAUGGACAGCAACAUGUCGCAGGAUGUCUGUGGAGAAACAGACUCUCCAUGGCAGUCUCCCUUUGUUCCAACGGUGACUGCAAUCUCAACCUCCCUGGAUCUGCACUGGAUGUUCCAACAGACCACCGUCAUCACAUCAGCAUCAGUCUCCUCCUCCUCCUCCUCCUCUUCCUCCUCCUCCUCCUCCUCCUCCUCCUCCUCUUCCUCCUCCAGUGGACGUGCAAAGCUUAGCAGAGCGCAUGGCGCAACCCAGUUGUCUUCCAGAGUGGAAGGCAGCAAGAAAGGGAAAAAACAGCCUUCAUCAGAAGAGGACGAGAGGAGAAAUAUCAGGAGAGAGAGGAAUAAAGUCGCUGCAGCCAAGUGUCGCAACAGACGGAGGGAGCUCACUGACACCCUGCAAGCCGAAACUGAUCAGCUUGAGGGGGACAAAGAGGCCUUGCAGACAGAGAUAACCCACCUCCUGAAAGAGAAAGAGAGACUGGAACAGAUCCUAUCCGCCCACCAGCCAGCCUGCAAACUAGCCGUCGCUGAGGACGAUAUCGAAAAUGAGAUCGACGAUGACAUUGAAGGCAUUCUACAAGACGCCCCAGAUUCUGCCCAGCUGCUCUCCAUCUUGGAGAAUGCAGACAAACUCCAACUCCCAGAAGGUAAUGCGACAGUAGUGACUGUGUCCAAGGUCCCCUUGUUCCAAGAAAUGGACACCGUCCCCGUCCCAAGCAUCUCCAUCUCUGCCUCGGCAAUCUUGGGUAACUCCAACAUCCUACUGUGCUCCAGUGCUGAGGAAGAACCCAUGGAGGAUCUAGACUUCGACCAGGGUGACCUACAGGACCUGGUCCCCAGUCUGGAACUCAACAUGGCUGUGGCCCCUGAGACCGCCCCGUCCGUUCCCGACAUCGACCUCCUCGGGGGCCCCUUCUGCCUCUCAGACUGGGAGACCCUGUACAAGUCUGUGGCUAAUGAUCUGGAGCCCCUCUGCACCCCUACGAUGAUGACUUCCACUGACAGUCCUACAUGUAGCAGUUAUUACCGCUCUGUGUUUUCGUUCAAUUACUCCGAGAUAGAUCAUGUGGCUGAGGAGAAGGGGUGUUGUGAGAGCUCCGAGGGUCUCAAAGGAGUCGUUAGCGGUAGAUCUGAUUUGAUUAACGGUAGUCUCAAUUCUCCCACUCUGUUGGCCUUGUGAAUCUGUUAUGAACUGGUUGGAGAAAUAGGGCCAGUUCCCCACACACAGAAUAAGCCUAGUCUUAUUAAAAAGUAAUAAUAGCAUAUUCAAUAAUGAUUCUCCAUUGAAAGUGCUCUCCUAGUCCAGGACUAGGACUAGAUCUGUGUCUGGGAAACUGGUCCAUGAGGUUGAUAUUGAAUCAAUAAGCUAUGGUCUAUUUAUCUAUCUAUCUAUCUAUCCCCAGAUGUUUUGUUAACCUUUAACCUUUAGCACCAAAUGAAAUGGUUACUGUGACUGUAACGGUGUUAACUUCUUCCAGAUAUAUUGGUGCACCUGUGAGGGCUGUUCACUCUCUUGAGUAGUGGUGGAAAAAGUACCCAAUUGUCAUACUUAAGUUAAAGUAAAGAUUCCUUCAUAGAACAUAAUAGACUCAAGUAAACGGGAAAGUCACCCAGUAAAAUACGACUUGUGUAAAAAUCUAAAAGUAUUAGGUUUUUAAAUAUACUUAAGUAUUCAAAGUAAAUGUAAUUGCUAAAAAUAUACUGAAGUAUCAAAAGUAAAAGUAUAAAUAAUGACUUAUAUUACUUUACGGAUAGCCAGGGACACACUCCCAACACUCAGGCAUCAUUUACAAACCAAGCAUUUGUGUUUAGUGAGUCAGCCAGAUCAGAGGCAGUUGAGCUGGCCAGGGAUGUUAUCUUCAUAAGUCUGUGAAUUGGACCAUUUUCCUGUCCUGCUAAGCAUUAAAUAUGUAACCAGUACUUUUGGGUGUCAGGGGAAAUGUAUGUGGUAAACUCACUUUUUUUUUUAGGAAUAUAGUGAAGUUUAAAAGUAGUAAGAAAUAUAAAUAGUAAAGUACAGAUACCUCCAAAAAAGUACUUAAGUAGUACUUUAAAGUAUUUUUACUGAAGUACUUUACACCACUGCUCUUGAGAGAGAUACAUAUGUAUAUUGUUGGUAUUGUAUCAAAAUUAAAUGCAUGAAAAAUCAUACCAUUCAAAAUGGUGCUACAUUUUUUGUGUUUCAUCCUUAAAUAUAUAUGUGAAACUAGACUGUGGUUUGUGUGGAUGCCGUUAUCAGAUUGUGUCUGAACAGGUGAAAUUACAGUUUAAGUAAUGUGGACAUUAUUUUACUGUAAGGUGAGAUUUCUUUCAGGUUUUCACUGAAAACACAGUGCCAUGUGUUUUAUUAAGAUGUAUUUUAUGACAUAGAUUAUUUUUUUUUACAUUCAAAGUUUUGACUAACUCUUGGUCAAAUGCAAAAAAAUAAAUAAAUAGAACACAGACAAAUAAAAAAUAUAACAUUGACAAAUCUUAGUUGUUGACUGUUUUAAUGGAAUACAUUGCAUUCUCAUAUAUAGGCUGUUGUUCAGGUCUGUAUAGGCCUAUAAUGAUAUUUCUGUCAGAAUAAGUCAUAUAAGCUACUUCUUAUGAAAGCCUACAGCUAUGUCAAAUUCUCUUUCCAUAAAUAAUUGUAAUAUUGGAACGAUAUAAAUUCAUCGAGGAUAACAUGUAUUUUUAAACAACGAGAUCAUGUUAAUGAUUCAUUGUCGUUAAUCUCUUGCCAAUAUUCUCCCUGUCAAGGCAAUUUCAGAUAAACACACAGCACAGAGUGUACGGUUGCAGUAUUUUUACAUCACGACGUGUUUACGCUGCACACGAUUGCGUUGCACUUCCAUGUCCAUAUUUGGAGAGUUCAGACGUUUUGUCUCCAUGGAGAUGUUUUGGCAGUGUCGGGUUUCUCUCCGGAAGAUUUUCCCGGAAAAAAAGACAAAGCAGGGCAGGCAGAGCGAGUGGAGGGAGAACCCGAGAGAACCGUUGUUAUCAGGAAACACACAGUCCUUCACAGGAAUUCCCAUGUAAUAGAGUGCCGUGGAAUUCAUUUUACAUUGCCUGUAGCUGUACGUGUUUAUGCUGGCUUUAGUUGUAUUAUUAGCUUGUCUGCCUGCUCCUACCCAUGAAAAAAAUAGAAUUGCAUUUUCUAUUCUGUUCUAUCCUCUUCUAGCCUAUUCUGUUCUAGAAUUGCCUCUUCUUGCCGUGCAACCUAAUACAGACAGUGCCAGACAGACAACUAAACAUGUUUCUUCUUAAAUA